CGCACGUCUUAAGCGUUAGCUAGGUGCGUGAAAUAGUGGGCUAGUUGAUUACUUCAUUUUAUUCUGCUAAUAAAUGAUCGUGCUGAAUACCGGAGGUAUAUAAUAUAAAGGAAAAUAGCACGUAGCGUAACAUUUUUCCAUAACAUGGGAUUCGUUGUGCAGCAAGGUGCGUAGGGAAAGGGCAGUCCAAUGCAUGCUGAAGAAAGGUAUUCGGACGAGGAACCCCCCUCUAUGCUGUGGGGCCUGGACCCCAUCUACUCUGCGUUCGCCCGACUUUACAUCAAAGACAUCCUGGAAAUGAAGGAGUCUUGCCAGGUCCCAGGCAUUUUCUUCUACAAAUUGCACCCAAUUUUUAAAGUGGAUGUGCUGGGAACUGUGGUAUGCAAACGAGAGCGAGAAGACUUCUUCUGCUACGGAGUGGAUGAUGGCACUGGGGUUAUAAAUUGCCUGUGCUGGAAAGACGAACAGUGGAAAGACCACAGUGCACCAGUGGAUGGGUCCAAGUCGCAGGUUCCGAGCCGUGGAGGCUUUAACCCGGCCGAGCAGCUGAAGAAGCUUCUGCACAGCCAGCGCUGCAGCUCUCAUCUGGACAUCGGGGAUUUGCUGCGGGUUCGAGGGCCCGUGAAAAUGUCAAGAGGACAGAGAGAAAUCAUGGCCUCCACAUACUAUAAAGUGUCGGACCCGGUGCUGGCGGUGCAGAUUUCCUGGAUGUUGGAAGUGCCCCAGCUCUACCGCAAAUUCUAUGACAAGCCCUUCCAGUUUCCAAGCAGUGUGCAGGGCUCGAACGCAGCUGAUGCAGACGGUGAUUCAGCCUCAUCCUCUCUGCUCGGGCGAGCGACCCGUUUGCUCAAGGACUUCCUGCAAGAGAAGGCGGUGGAAAGGUUUCGGCCCUACGACCUCCUGGAGCUGCUGGACCCCCUGGUCUCCGGGACCCCUCCCCAAACCCCGGCACCGCAGGACCCGGCGGCGACCCCGUCGGCCGCCAAGCGGCUGCACGCGCUCUCCCGCGAGGCCCUGCAGCUCCUGCAGGACGAGGGCCGGGUGUUCCGCAGGGUCAUAUCCCCGGACCAGGUCUAUCAGGUGACGGAGAACGACCGGGAGCUGCACCGGGCGACCAGAGACGUCAUCAGAGAGGACUGCAAACGGGCCAAGUACUCGGAGAAGGGCUGCCACGUCCUGCACAUCCUGUCCGGCGUGAGACUGCGCUACAGCCGCAACGUGAGCAAGGCGGUCAUCGAGCUGGUCCUGCGGCGUCUGGAAUGCAACAGCGAGAUCAUCAGCACCUCGGACAACCACUACGCCGUCCUCUGACAGAGCUGUCGCCGAGGUCUCACUGCUCCAGAAAGGCCAGAUGGAGAACGUUUGUCGCUCUAGCCCAGAUGGAGCUGUACAUAUUGCUUGAUUGAGUUACUUUUUUUUGGUCUUCCAGUUGACAUUUUUGUCAAAAUGUAAUUUAAAAAAAUAUAUAUAUUUUUUUAAAUAAACACUGUUGCCAACUCUUUAA
Molecule: messenger RNA, 1504 nt
Organism: Anguilla anguilla (European eel)
Lineage: Eukaryota; Metazoa; Chordata; Actinopteri; Anguilliformes; Anguillidae
Gene: stn1
Product: STN1 subunit of CST complex
Exons: 10
Coding region: 190-1311 (373 amino acids)
Biological process (GO): DNA replication; nucleotide-excision repair; telomere capping
Cellular component (GO): CST complex; chromosome, telomeric region; DNA replication factor A complex
Molecular function (GO): single-stranded telomeric DNA binding
Source: RefSeq, a predicted model, not a curated record